AUGGGCAAGAAACGCAAGAGACCCUGCAAGACUCGAAACAGUACAGGGGCGUCUGCGGCCCCUAGCUCGGGGGCGACUUCAUCGCAGGCCCGCCUGAAAAUCUCAAAGGCGGAUGCGUCGCAGAAUGGGUCAACAAACACGACGCAUCCGGUGAUUACUCUUUAUUAUCGACAGGUCCUGACACUCCGACAAUAUCUUCUCCACCAACUGCCCGCCUCCUCCAAGCAACGACGACGACGUAUCACGUCCUUGCGGGCACCCAGCUCACAAUGUUCAACGGGAAGCAGUGGCCAGAGCGCUUCUGCACUCGUCGAGCUUCUCGACUUGACUUUGGUGGGCGUUCUGAAGGAGACUCCGGCUCAUAUUGACACUGAGCGGUGUCAUGACUUUCGUGCUUUUACCGAAUCACAGUCGCGCUCGAUCCUGGACAGCACGGACACGGGGCCAACAUCGCCCCAAUCUGAGGUUGGUCAAUCUUUCCAUCAGAAUGAUCCCACAAUGAGCGGCAUCCGCACAGGCAUUAUUGUCAACUUCGUUAUCGAAACGCUCUUUGCUCGAGCACCAGGCUACCAGAAACCCACGCACUUGCUCACCCAAGGGUAUGCUCCCUAUCGACCGACAGAUCCGAGUCUACUGGGGGCCAGUAUCCUCGGCUUGGCGGCCAAGUUCCCUAAUUCAAACGUAAAGACCUUGAAAGAUGCGCCAUGGUCUGAGGUACUGGGCCUGCUCGGCCAAAAUGGCGAUGAAAUCAUGAUCAGAAUGCUGCUUGAUUGUGGUGUCUUUGCUCCUAUCAAUGCCAAAAAGGGAGUUUACUAUCAAUUGAGUGGAACCCCUCUGUCGGAACUUGCACCCAUCGGUGUGAGUCCCCCAGCGCCCGCUGCGGAUCAAAAGUCUACAGAAUCCUCGGCAGUGAGGGUCAAAUCACGUGAAAAACUCAGUCGCUGCAACAAUAUUAUCUUUUCACGUCGACGGAUGCUUUACGGUCGUUCUGGGAGCAUGACAGAAGGGCGGAUGCGCGCCGGCAUAGGAGUGUCUCAUGUUCUCAAUAGAUUUCCAGUGCUUGACUCUGAGGAGCAGACUUGCCAUGUGAUGAAGUACAUUUUUCCUCGGCAAUUUGGUCUUCAAAAUGUGUUUGAUUCAACGAAAAACCACGAUAGCAGCAUUAGCACGACUGUCCGCGAGCAGGAAAUUUCACAGCUUCUACAGAAGCAGCAAGCUCAAAGGGCACCACUCAAAGCGGAAUUACCAGAUGGGAACAAAGAGCCUCUGUUGACCAAGCUUCCGAGACGACUUCGGGGGCAGCCUGUGGAACUAGUACGAAAGUUCCGAGCUCGCCAUUCAACAUGUCAGUAUGACAAGUUGCUCGAACAUUACUGCCCUGGUGAGUCUUUGGGUCCAUGGAAGAUGAGAUCCGUUCCGCUGAAUGCGACAGAUAGCGCGCGUUCCUCGGAGGGAAACCUGAUCACACAACCUCCAGCCAAUUCCACUGUCUCACCCGGUAAUAUUAUCCCACCCAGAGCUCAUUGCAAAAUCAAUCCUCCGGUGAAAGGCACGGCGAUCAAGAAUCGACGUCAGACAAAAUAUCAGGCUAGCCUUACCGACUACGCCACUCCUGCACCUGCCGUCUCGGCCUUUUGUCGUGCAGUUCUUUACAAAAUAUUGCCGACUCAAUUUUUCGGAGAUGGGCAUAGUGGUCAUCUCAAUCGCAAGCAAAUCAUGAAGCAUGUAGACGCAUUUAUCAAGAUGCGUCGUUUUGAGAGUCCCAGCCUGCACGAGGUCUGCCAUGGCUUGAAGGUUGCUUCGAUUUCUUGGCUGGCUCCGCCACAUUUGGCACACACGCUGGGCUCCAAACUGUCUCUGUCGGACUUUGAGAAGCGUACCGAAUUACUUUACGAGUUCAUUCACUACGUCUUUGAGUCGAUCUUGAUUCCUCUUUUGCGCGCCAACUUCUACGUCACCGAGUCUCAAACCCAUCGUAACCAUCUCUUUUACUUUCGACACGACGUGUGGCGCAAGCUAAUAGAGCAGCCCAUGAUCGAUUUGAAGAUCUCCACGUUCGAACCAUUGAGUUCUACCAAAGCCCAGGCCAUGUUAAGCAAGCGGAGUCUGGGCAUGGGAACAUUGCGUUUGCUCCCAAAAGCUACCGGACUGCGGCCGAUUCUCAAUCUGAAGAAGCGAUUUCUGGUCAAAUCCCCAUGGGGCAGGAACAAAAGCUACCUCGGAGCCAGUGUCAACAGCAACCUAGCUCCCAUUCAUCACAUGUUGACAUAUGAGCGUGAGCGGUGUCCUGAAAAGCUAGGCGCGUCUCUCCUGUCGGUGGGAGAGAUGCAUGCACGACUGAAGGUGUUUCGCGACCAACUUUGCCAAAAGGUACCCCAAUCGACAAGGACCAAGACCGGUCAAGUGCCCCCCUUGAUGUUCGUCAAGCUUGAUAUCCAAGCCUGUUUCGACACGAUUCCGCAGCAGGAACUCCUUCGUCUCGUGGCACAGAUUGUCUCCGAGGAAACCUACCAUGUCACUCGGUACGUGGCGAUGAACAAGGGGCUGCAAGGCAAAACCAAACGAAAGUUUUUGGGCCGCGCUGCCCCUUCUGCCAGACCCCGAUCAUUCCCGAACCUCGCCAGUCACGGUGCGACUGGUGCGUCAAACACCGUUUUUGUCGAUAAUAUCAAGCAAAAGGAGUAUGAUGCAGAUGAUCUCCUGCGUCUUCUUGGCGAGCAUGUGCGAAACAACUUGGUCAAGAUUGGCCAGGAAUACUUUCGCCAGCGCAACGGCAUUCCCCAGGGCUCAGUGGUGUCGAGCUUAUUGUGUAAUUUCUUCUACGCGCAGCUGGAACAGCAGGUCCUGCACUUCCUACGCCCAGCUGACUCGCUGCUGCUACGUCUGGUGGACGACUUUCUCCUCAUCACUACCGAUGCAACGCAGGCCAAUGAAUUUUUGCGAGUCAUGCACCGUGGUCAGCCCUCGUAUGGAGUUUCGGUCCAUCCAAACAAGAGCAUGGUCAACUUCACCGCCGCGGUAGACGGGGUUUACAUCCCACGGUUAGAAGGGACCCAUCUCUUUCCAUACUGUGGAUGUCUGAUCGACACCCACACCCUCGAGAUCCACAAAGACCGAGACCGGAUGUUGGAAGGGGGUGCCUCGUCCGCGGCUGCAGCGACGCUCACGAACAGUUUGACCAUCGAGAGUAGCCGUCUUCCCGGUCACGCCUUCCACCGCAAAACCCUGUUGAUGAUGCGUCCCCACCUCCAUCCGAUGUACCUAGAUACUGAGCACAAUAGUCGUGAGGUGGUCCUCGCCAACCUGUACACCGGGUUCAUUACCACCGCGAUGCGAAUGUACCGAUAUAUAAAAUUGCUUCGCGGGCGAGCUCAUCCACACCAUCAACUCAUCAUCCAGACGAUCCAUGCCUUGAUCCAGCAGACCGCACACGCCAUUCGAUCACGCCGCCAGUCUCAAUCCGCGGCUCUGAUCUGUCUCGUGCCUCUCUCUCAUCUCUCACAUCUGGCAAGCGCGGCCUUCCGGUUUGUGCUGAGACGCAAGCAAACGCGAUAUGCGCCCGUCCUGCAGUGGCUGGACUUGCAGUGGCGCGCAUCGCGGCCCACUGCGAAUGCCGAGGCGGUGCGUCUGCGGCGUGUGGUCCAGAAGGGUGAUGCCCUGUUUGCGGGGUGGCGUUUUUGA
This is a messenger RNA of Penicillium oxalicum, 3681 nucleotides long. Its product is annotated as telomerase reverse transcriptase. The record is from RefSeq and is a predicted model, not a curated record. The transcript is spliced from 6 exons. Gene Ontology annotation, molecular function: telomerase RNA binding; telomeric repeat DNA binding. Gene Ontology annotation, biological process: telomere maintenance via telomerase. Lineage: Eukaryota; Fungi; Ascomycota; Eurotiomycetes; Eurotiales; Aspergillaceae. The coding region runs from base 1 to 3681 and encodes 1226 amino acids. Gene Ontology annotation, cellular component: telomerase catalytic core complex.